GUAAGGGUUGUGGAGUUAGGAGACGAGAACGACUUACUGGAGAAGGCUGUCCUUUCUCAUUUAGAGCAUUUAAAUAGUGGGAGCGGACACAGCGGGCAUAUAUGUGUUUUGGAUGCUACGUCUGAGCUAGAGCUAGGAAAAAGGAAGGGAUGGCAGACAUACGCAAAAAACUUGUCGUGGUGGGGGACGGCGCAUGUGGGAAAACAUGUCUACUGAUUGUAUUCAGCAAAGACGAGUUUCCUGAGGUGUAUGUUCCGACUGUGUUUGAGACAUAUGUGGCGGACAUAGAAGUGGACAACAAGCAAGUCCAGCUAGCUCUGUGGGACACCGCUGGACAGGAGGACUAUGACCGGCUGCGCCCCCUCUCCUACCCGGACACUGAUGUCAUUCUGAUGUGCUUCUCCGUAGACAGCCCGGACUCAUUGGAAAACAUCCCUGAAAAGUGGGUCCCUGAAGUCAAACACUUUUGUCCUAAUGUACCAAUUAUAUUAGUGGCCAACAAGAAGGAUCUGCGCAACGACGAGAACGUAAGGAACGAGCUGUCCCGGUUGAAGCUGGAGCCAGUGAAAACAGAGGAUGGCCGGGCCAUGGCCAUGCGCAUUGGCGCAUAUGACUAUUUGGAGUGCUCUGCCAAAACCAAGGAGGGGAUCUGGGAAGUAUUCGAGACUGCAACACGGGCAGCGUUACAAAAACGAACAACACCCCCAGGUGGUUGUCUCAAAUGCUGUGUUUUGAUGUGAAUCGAUUCUGUCUGGCGAUGAGGUGCAGACAAGACGUUACCGCCGCUGGGAUCUGUGUCUGAACAUGUAUGGGCAGUGACCAUGGUUUGGAUACUCCCUUGUGAUCAGACGACCUUGGCUGAACCAGAACGAAGGACUGCAAAGAAGUUGUUUUGAACACACUCGAUAAUCAUCUGAUAUCGUUGUGUGUGUCCGUGUGUGUGUGUGUGUGUGUGUGUGUGUGUGUGUGUGUGUGUGUCUGUGUGUGUGUGUGUGUGAAAUGCACUGGUUACAGCAUGUUCUUUGUGGGUCACAUGAUCCCAGUCUGACUGGUGGAGGGGUAAAAAGGACAAACCACAAACAUUUCAAUGGACGCCUGGACCCCUGUCUCUUAUGUGGACAAGGCCUGCUUUCGAGCCAAGAUUUCACUUGCUCACUUUUUGUGUUUCACAGUGUUUGCUUAGGCCACUGCCUUACUGCCAAUGUUAUACUUUGUAAUAAGCAAAGCAGUAAAAAAAUUGCACUUGUUAUUUAUGUCCACUUUGUAUUGUAAAAUGGCUGUAUUCUUUUGAGAAAUUGCACAGCAUCUGCAAACUACAGUAAUUCACAGAACGUUUUAUACACCCUUCAGUGUAAGGAUACCCGUGGUGUUCUGUAUAGUUCCCUCUGAUGUUUGAUGCCAUUUUGGAAUUAACAUUAGCUUAAGUUUACAGUUCAUGAAAUUAGCUGUCUCAGGUUUGUUAGUUGGAACAACGUCCACAUUGUAUGUUUUGACUCCCUAGUAUAUGCCUAGUUUAAUAGUUGUUAGGCAACAUGCCCAAUUUCAUAACAGGUCUUGGAGAGUACAAAUCAUGUCUGGGAAAGGGCUUAACCAUAUUGUCCAAUGUAUUGCAACUUUUCUGGUUGGUGUUUUGUUAGAGUGGACAAACAGUUAAACAGAAAUAUUUUUUUUUUUAGGCUUGCUAAGCAUGCAUCUACCAUAAAUGUAAUGCUUGGCUGUGGCUACAGUGACACUGAUGAAAUAGGUGCUUUUUGAACACAGAUUAGUAAAACAGUGAAAGGAAAGUUACACAAAGGCACUGUCAACUGUAAACAGUCAGGAAAGGAAAAAUGUUUUUUUUUUUUAUUUUACAGCUCACCUGAACCAAAUCAUUUGAAGCACAUACAGCAUCUCACUAUGCUUUUGAACUCUGAAAUCCAGGUUUAGCUAUUUCACAGGCUGGCAUAUCUCAGCUGUCUCUAAGACCUGCUUAGCAUUUUACAUUAAGAUACAGCUUCAUCUGCAGUCCUGUAGGUGAUAUUUCUAAGAGAAGAUUGAGCAUGUGAGAUGGUUUAGCAUGUGAGUGCUUUGUUCACAGAAAUAUGUUUUCUUAGAAAGUGUCAUGAAAAGAGGAGUGGGCUACAUCAGAACUCUAUGAGCCAGUAGCACACUCACAUGGGAUUAAGCCAUGGGAUGACAAUUAAAAAUUUCAAUGGAAAUUGAUCAUAUGUUAUGUUAUUAUAACCAGAAUCUUUUAAUAAUGACACAAACUUAAAAAACAAAAAGGUGUCCCUAUUUUUUUUCUGAAGCUAUAAAGUUAUAAUUCAGUAAAACUGAGUUCAGUAAAACUGAAUUAUGACUGACACAAAUCCACCUUAAUGUCUUCCUUUAUGACUGUGAAUGUAGCUCAAAUUUAUGUGUUCAAACACAUAGUUGGAGCUUUGUAUGUCAGCUAGAUUUCAAUUCUUGUGAAAUAAAUUCAGCUCAUGUUUGAUCUGUGUCUACACAGAAGUGUUGUGUAACUGUCCUCUUACAUGAUGGUGGGAGUGCUUGUACAAAUGACAGCUAUGAUCAUCAAUUACAGAGAGUGUUGCUACACUGAAAAUCCAGGGCAAAACCCUGGUGGAUGUACAAUGUGAGUUAUUCUUUUAAUGAUAACUGAAGACAAGAAAGCUCAAUUUCACCUUAAACAUGUCAUUUUUCUGUGGUUCAGAAAGCAACUAUAGCAAAGAUAAAUCUGAGUCUAAAAGAGUAUUUCUAAAAAUCCAACCAGAGUUACGACGAUGUAAAAGUCACAUUCCUCCCUGCCUUCUGUUGCUGGGCUUUUUGCUGACUUACAGAGCAGGAAUGCAUUGUGUUGGAUUGGUUAAUUUUCCCACAUUGCUCCUCCCUAUGUGCCUCCGAUUUCCAGUGUUGUUAGGUUAUAAUUCAGUGAUGAGUGCUGAAAAUGUGCCAAACCUAUCUGUUUGUAAGUGUUGAUCAAAUUAUGACCACAUUAAUGAAAUCACGCAAUACUUACUAGGUUUGAACAGUAGAUGGCAAACAAUGGAAAUUUUUGUGAGGAAAAAAAAAAGAAUGUAAGGGAACAAUCGGUACUGUUCUGGGAAACUCAAUAAAAAAAAUCAAUGUGUGUCACCAUC
This is a messenger RNA of Seriola dumerili (greater amberjack), 3119 nucleotides long. It is a transcript of the gene rhob, whose product is annotated as ras homolog family member B. The transcript has a single exon. Lineage: Eukaryota; Metazoa; Chordata; Actinopteri; Carangiformes; Carangidae. Gene Ontology annotation, biological process: small GTPase-mediated signal transduction. The record is from RefSeq and is a predicted model, not a curated record. Gene Ontology annotation, molecular function: GTP binding; GTPase activity. The coding region runs from base 150 to 740 and encodes 196 amino acids.